Messenger RNA from Balearica regulorum gibbericeps (East African grey crowned-crane), 708 nucleotides. NCBI's taxonomy places the organism in Eukaryota, Metazoa, Chordata, Aves, Gruiformes, Gruidae. The record is from RefSeq and is a predicted model, not a curated record.
CAUCUCUCAGGAACACUCCCUCCAAAAGUGGAAAGAGCCCAUUCUACAAUGAUGAAUGCCGACAUGGAUGCUGUUGAGGCUGAAAAUCAGGUGGAAUUAGAAGAGAAAACACGGCUUAUUAACCAAGUUUUGGAACUGCAGCACACACUUGAAGAUCUCUCAGCACGAGUAGAUGCUGUUAAGGAAGAAAACUUGAAACUGAAAUCAGAAAACCAAGUUCUUGGACAGUAUAUAGAAAAUCUGAUGUCAGCGUCUAGUGUUUUCCAAACAACUGACACUAAAAGCAAAAGGAAGUAAGGGUUGACUCAGAGAUGAUGUCAUUGUAUUGCUGCUGUCUUUUUUUGUUUUAAUUGGCAUAGGCUACAUGAGCUAAAGUACCUUAGUUUGUGGCUUUGCUGGAUACCUGAAGAUUAUAAACUUUGGUGACAAACAGAAUUAGGAACAUUAUCAUGAACAGGAGACAUAAGUUUGUGUAUUGUUAAGAUUAAGCAAUGUGCAAAUGUAGUGUAGAGACUUACUAACCUUUCAUCUUUGUUUUAAAAACGAGCAUAUCUUGUUAAAAAUUGGAUUCAGUUUGUCAGGUUAAACAAAAGUCUGUUGGCACUCUUUGAGGUCUUGGGGUAGUUUCUUGACUAGCAAAAUAAUACAGUUAUAUUGUGUUGAAACCUCAUUUGAAAAAAAUAUUCAAAGUCUAAUUGCAUCACCUUU